Magallana angulata is the source of this 895-nucleotide messenger RNA. RefSeq lists its product as uncharacterized. The record is from RefSeq and is a predicted model, not a curated record. Lineage: Eukaryota; Metazoa; Mollusca; Bivalvia; Ostreida; Ostreidae. The transcript has 7 exons. Bases 102 to 707 code for a protein of 201 amino acids.
AAUCGCUCUUGUGGUGUUUAAAUAGACCUUCCAGAAAUCCAACGAACAGGUUGACUGUACACAUCUUGCAAGGCCAGGACCAGAAUAACUUCCUUACAGAGAUGGCACAAACAUCCACUAAGGAAAUAAAAUACCCUCCUCUUGAGAUUGAUCCAUUAGAAAUGCUGUCUCAAAAUCAACACAAGAUUGGGCAUGCUGUUGAAGAAGUGUUAGAUGCUGCUGGAAACGUAAUUACAUCUGAAACAAAGAAGACAAAAUUUGGACCUCUUUUGAGCAAUUUUGAGACGGGGAAUCAAAUACAAUUGGUUUCAAAGACCAGUGGUCGAUCACUGAGGAUUGCGGAGGCACGCUCUGGUAAACUUGUGGCGGACGGGCGGGGAGACAUUGGUGAACAAGCCUGGAAUGCUGUGUGGACAGUCAUUAAUGAGGGACACAACCAGGUUCGCCUUCAUAACCACAAUAACUUUUUAGCCAUUGUAAAUGGACAGACUAUUGUUAUUCAUGUGCCACAGGGGUCUGAACAUGAUAAAUUGGAGACAUUAUUGUUGCUGGUGUUGGAUCCAGAGAAUUUUGUGGCACUAGAGUCGGUUAGAGAACCAGAGAAAUGUGUGGGGAUAGAAGAAAACGGUUCCUUGAAAUCUGCCGAGAAUUGUUACUCCUCGGAUGAUCAUGCCAUGUUUGGUGUACAUUUGAUUAAAACGAAGUGACCUAAUAUGAAUGACAUAACAGGAAGGACAGUUUAUACCCUUGUAAAAGUGACGCUUUACUUUUAUCAUAUUAAUAGAUAGAUAUAAAAUGUGUUUAAAAUAUUAUAAUGACCAUUUCGUUGUUUUAAUUGUAAUGGGUUUUUUUUUAUCCUGUUUUAGUAUACGUUAAUUAAACAAAUUAACUCUGA